UGCUGCUGCUGCUGCUGCUGCUUUUUAAAGAAAUGAUCAUGUCAUUCCCUUAGGAAUGCUCCAUGAGGUAUAUUUGGAAUUCAGUAAUAUCAAUAUCUAAGGUGCUUCAGUAGCAGCUAAUCUAAGAUACCCAGAGAAUUCUAUUUUUUUGUUAAUUAAAAUUUCAAGAUAACUGAACCACCUUGUUUAGUUUUUAGCUUUGAGAAAACGUUUAAUUAGACCAUGACAUUUUAAAAAAAAGAUUUAUCUGUUCAUUUCAGAGAGAGAGAGCAUGUGUGAUGGGAGGAGCAGAGGGAGAGGGAGAGCAUCCCAAGCAGACUCCCCGCUGAACUUGGAGCUGGGACGUGGGGCUCGACCCCACAACCCUGAGAUCAUGAGCCGAGAUCAAGAGGCAGGUGCAGCUGAUUGAGCCACCUAACACCCCAGGCCAUUUUGAACCCACUGUCUUCCUUAGGGCUUCGGGAGCAUAUUUUCCCCCAAGUACUAGUGGGUUUCAGGUAUCACUGGGACAUUCUUGGUUUUAAUAUUUUAGACUGCAAUGUAGUCUACUUAGUAAGCGGCUGAUUCUUUUAUCAGAUCUUCUACAAGUGUUCACACCUUUCUUUUUUUCUGAAUUUGGUUUCUCCUACUUUUCUUCAUUCUGUAACUGCUAUUAAAGGAACAUUUUUAAAUGUUUAUGGGAAGUAGCGUGUGGCUUUAUAUCAGCAGGCACAGAGUUUACGGACUUUACCAGAGUCCAGGUGGAUAGCACAUGGGGAUUUUUUACACCCAGUUUUAUUUCUAUGCCUGUAUUUAUUAUUAACUGCCUCAAAUUCUUUUGGAAAUGGUGAGCUUCAAAUCUUGAAUGAAACAUUUUAGUUGCUCCGACUUCACAAAAGUCACUGGCUUAUACGUUUGACAUUGGGCAUUAGAAGAAUAGGAUUGGUGCCCACCCUAAGGAGUUUGCAGGCAGUUGGGAAAGUCAAAGAUGUGGCAAUAAAUGCUGGAAAACUGUAGAAGUGUUGGGAGAAUGCACCGCAUUGAGCAAAGGCACAAAGGAAAAGCAGGUUGAUUCUUAGAGGACGUGAGGUUUGAUGGGAGCCUUGAAAGACGGCUAGGGAGGGAAGUGGAGAAGAAAGGAGGACACGGCGAACUCUGAAGCAAGAGGCCCGCUCGCAGCCCUGCAACUAACUGUACCAUCUGGGCCUUUCACCAGCCGAGCUUCGAUUUCCUCCCUCGUGGGAAGGAGGGGGACCAGACCAGAGCGUGUCUAUACUCCCUUUCACAUCAAGGCCCUGAAUCACCAGGAGACUCAUUUUAGGCAAAGAGGUUUUCUUCCAGGAACGAUGACUCACUGCUCCCCGGAUGCCGGCUCUCGGGGUUCGCCCGAGGGGAGGAAGCUGUACGUCGUGGACUCCAUAAACGACCUACACAAGCUCAGCCUCUGUCCCGCCGGGUCACAGCCCCUGUUCCCCCCCCAGGAGGAGCUCCCGGACACCCGCGACCCGGGACACGGCGGUCGGGGCCUGUUCUUUACGGGGCUGCUGACUGUGCUGAUUGUCAGCCUGGCGCUCGUCUCCUUCGUGAUUUUUCUAACGGUUCAGACUGGAAACAAGAUGGAUGAUGUGUCAAGAAGACUAACAGCCGAGGGAAAGGACAUAGACGAGCUUAAGAAAAUCAACAGCAUGAUUGUAAAGCUACUCAAUCAACUGGACGCUGAGCAAAACUGAAGAACUGAGCAUCUAAGGGCCGCUGCUAACACCUGAGCUUCGCGCUUUUUCUGGGUGUGCGUGGGGUUCUGACCUGGGCACGUGCAUUUCUGCAGGACACCAAAACAUCUGGUCAGUGACCCCCGCCCUGGGGCCCACUUUCUGCUCUAGGGAGGGGAGCAGCUCCUAGGCAAAGGGGCUGGGGACAGCAGCCUUUAGAAAAGGGCUCGUUUUCUGGAAGGGUCCUCCCGCCCCUUUGGGGUUAGGGGUGGCUGGCGUGGCGGGGAACCAGCAGCGAGCAAGAGAAUUCGCCUCUGUACCUACAACUUCUCUUACAAGAGGAGCUUUGUCAGCAGAGUAAGUUCACUGGGCCGGGGAGGUCCGUGGCACCCCGUGCAGCCUUAUGACUUCCUGGGGGCGCCUAAUGAAGUCAGCGAAUGAUUUGUAGUCAAGAGAACCAGGUGAUAAUUCUUUGCAAUAAAAGAUGUUCUGCUCAGGUGGUUAAA
Molecule: messenger RNA, 2194 nt
Organism: Nyctereutes procyonoides (raccoon dog)
Lineage: Eukaryota; Metazoa; Chordata; Mammalia; Carnivora; Canidae
Gene: LSMEM1
Product: leucine rich single-pass membrane protein 1
Exons: 4
Coding region: 1326-1709 (127 amino acids)
Source: RefSeq, a predicted model, not a curated record